AAGAUAAAGGAUUAGUAAAGUAAGGUGACGAGUUCUAGAGAGAGAAACAUUUUUUAGAGAGAGAAAGUCCCGUGCUCAUUUUUUUUGAAGUUUUAGAGAGAGAAAGCGAAAGGCAAACGGAAUCGAAGAUCUCCACAAAAUUAGAGCUCGAAACCCUAACCGUCUCUUUCUUUCUCUCUCAAUAAAUCUCUACCUUUUACACUGUGUGUGUUUGGCGAUGUGUAGAUACAUGAUUCUGUAUGUAUAGGUUUUUAGAUCGUGAAAGAUUCGAUAAAGGUUCGUGCUUUACCCUAAUUUAUUGUGGUUUCUACGCUUUUUUUCCCCCUAAUUGAAUUUCUAUGUCUGUGUUUGGGUUGAUUUGGGAGUGAAAUUAGGAUUUUUCUCUGGGGUUGUGGUUAUAUUGGAAACCCUAAUUUUUGGGGGUUUAGGGGAAUUUUGAGGAAAUUAGGGUUUUGAAAACGGGAUUGAGAGGAAAUUACUGUUUUGAAGGGGAAAGUUAGGGUUUUGAGGUGGUACAUGUAUGGCUUCUGAGAGUGUAGUAGGAGAAGGAGGAAAUGGAGGAGAAGUUAGGGAGAAACAAAGGUAUGCAGAGAAUAAGGUUUAUACCCGAAAAGCCUUUAAGGGACCCAAAAAGAACAGCCUCAUCAACACCGUUGUCACCACCACCACCACCACUGAUAACAACAGUAACACAAAUAUAACCACCACUACCACAGAAGCCGCUGGUGAAAAUAACAUCAACACCACAACAACCACUGCAACUGCCACAACUGAAACUGCGACUGCUCUAACCAUCGCCUCUGCUGUUGCAACUGAAACCGCAGCCGCAACUAAAACCACCUCCACUGCAGCUAAUGAAACUGCAACUGGGAAUGAAACAAAUGACAAGGAGAACUACGAGAAGGACUUGGUUGAAGUGCGAGAAUCAGAACCUGUAGCAAUUGAAGACACAUAUACUGCCCAGCAAGUGCAACAGCCUGUUUCUCACUCAGUUGUAGUUUCAGAUGAUUCUACCAGACUAAAUAGGCAGGAAGUUCAGGAGGUGGUUCCCAGUGUGAGAGAGCAAGUUGUGGAGAGGGAGCUGCAUGUGGGGAAUGGGGUGCUGCUGAAGGAAGGGAUGGAUAAUAGGGUGAAGGUGGACUUGUUAUCGCGGUCGAAGCAGGAGAAGAGGGAGCUCAGAAAGAAGUUGGAGAGUGAGCUGGAAUUGGUGAGGAGUUUGGUGAAGAAAAUUGAGGCGAAAGAAUUGCAGCUCAGUGCUGUUAGGCUGAAUCAUUCACGGGUGGUGCUGGUAAAUGAUGGGGUGGAUAGAAGAUUGAGGAGGGUUAAUUCAGAAGUGGGAUCAGUGGGUGUUCCCCGUGAGAGCACAACUCCUAUUCUUACUCCUACUCCUAGGCAGUCUAGGCCUUUGAAUCAGCUCAGUAUAUCUGUUCUGGAGAAUAGCCAGGGCAUGGGUGAGUUUGUGGAGAAAGAGAAGAGGACACCAAAAGCAAAUCAGUUCUACAGAAAUUCAGAGUUUUUGCUUGCAAAAGACAAGUUUCCACCAGCUGAGAGUAAUAAGAAGUCGAAAUUGAAUGGGAAGAAGCAAGGGGCAGGGGAAUCAGGGUUUGGGUUUGGGACAGGCACUAAGAUGUUCAAGAAUUGCAGUGCUUUGCUUGACAAACUGAUGAAGCAUAAGCAUGGUUGGGUGUUUAAUACACCUGUUGAUGUGAAGGGUCUUGGUUUGCAUGAUUACUUUACCAUUAUCAAGCAUCCAAUGGACUUGGGCACAGUGAAGUCCAGGCUGACCAAGAAUUGGUACAAGUCCCCGGAAGAGUUUGCAGAGGAUGUGAGACUUACAUUUCACAAUGCUAUGAAGUAUAACCCGAAAGGACAAGAUGUUCACGUAAUGGCAGAGCAGUUAUUGGAUAUAUUUGAGACUAAGUGGGCUGUUAUAAAGUCGGAUUAUGAUCAUGAGAUGAGGUUUGCUUCCAGUUAUGAUGUGGGCAUUCCUACACCUACAUCAAGAAAGGCUCCUCCAUUUGUACCACCUCCUCUUGAUAUGUGGAGGAUUUUGGAUAGAUCAGAAUCAAUGACAUAUCCUAUUAUUGAUACGAGACCCAAACCCAUUACCACUACACCUUCUGGUAGAACCCCUGUUCCAAGGAAGCCCAAGGCAAAGGAUCCAAACAAGAGAGACAUGACUUAUGAUGAGAAACAGAAGCUUAGUGCAAACCUCCAGAGCCUACCUUCAGAGAAACUGGACAACAUUGUACAGAUAAUAAAGAAGAGGAGUUCAGCACUCUCCCAACAUGAUGAUGAAAUUGAAGUGGAUAUUGAUAGUGUUGAUGUGGAGACUCUGUGGGAGCUGGAUAGGUUCGUCACCAACUAUAAGAAGAGUUUGAGCAAGAAUAAGAGAAAAGCUGAGCUUGCCAUUCAAGCUAGAGCAGAUUCUCAGUUGAAUGUGCAGCAGAAGGUCUCAGCACCAGUUGUGGUGGAGGCAUCAAAAGAAACAAAAGCAGAUGAAAGGAAUGUCUCCACUUUGUCACCUAAUCACGUGGAGAAACUGGGAGACAAUGGAAGUAGGUCUAGUAGUUCAAGCAGUUCCAGCAGUGAUUCUGGAUCUUCAUCAAGUGAUUCUGACAGUGACAGCUCCUCAGCGUCUGGAUCUGAUGUAGGGAACUAAUUGAGUACUCAAGUAGUUCAGGUGAUCUCAGAAGUUUAGGGUAGAUGGCUAUCUCCAAAGUUGGUGGACAAUGCAUUCUGGAUUUGGAUUCUCAUGAGGAAUCUGCCUUUGGUGUACAGUAAAAUUCUCGAGGCUACGGAUUCUCCUGCCAGUGCAAAGUGUAGUUUGUCUCUCUUGUGGGAACUGGUUUCUUCAUGUGGCUUAUCUGUCUGCUCUUGCAUUUGUAUAAUACUCCCUAGAAUGUGGUUAUGAUAUAGAUACAGUGGUUUGUUUUCCUCCAUGUGUACAUGGCUAACUACUAGUCAUUUUAGUUCUAGCUACCUUGCCGUUGAUUUUGUGUUAGCAGAUUCAGGAUUCUUUGGUGCUGUAGAAUAGAUAGUCUGUAAUUCAAACUCAUGAAGUUAUAAUUACUUCUUAAGAAAUAAUUUUUUCUGGAGA
This is a messenger RNA of Populus euphratica (Euphrates poplar), 3100 nucleotides long. RefSeq names its product global transcription factor group E4 (gene GTE4). Gene Ontology annotation, molecular function: protein binding. The record is from RefSeq and is a predicted model, not a curated record. Lineage: Eukaryota; Viridiplantae; Streptophyta; Magnoliopsida; Malpighiales; Salicaceae. The transcript is spliced from 5 exons. The coding region runs from base 521 to 2662 and encodes 713 amino acids.